Theobroma umbraticum is the source of this 4172-nucleotide messenger RNA. RefSeq lists its product as uncharacterized. The record is from RefSeq and is a predicted model, not a curated record. Gene Ontology annotation, molecular function: ATP binding; protein kinase activity; protein binding. Gene Ontology annotation, biological process: protein phosphorylation. Lineage: Eukaryota; Viridiplantae; Streptophyta; Magnoliopsida; Malvales; Malvaceae.
UAUAAAGGGACGCUCCGCCCCUGCUCGCGCAGACCAAGACUUGGAAAUUGAAUGUUUACGGCAUGGCACUAUUUGCCUUUCUCCCAGCUAUAAGAGAGCUCAUCUAAAGUUCUAAACCAAGCCCAACUUACAUGACUAGAAAUUCGCAGCAGCUAUAAGCAUGUCAAAUCACCGUAAUCCCUGUCUUGUUCUCUUCCAUGUUGUUUUCCUUUCUCUACUUCCAUUGAAGAUCACGUGUUCAGCCAGAACGCAAGCAGAAGCACUCGUUCAAUGGAAGAACAGCUUGUCUUUUUCGCCACCUUCUCUCAACUCUUGGUCCUUGUCCAAUCUCAACAACCUCUGCAACUGGACUUCCAUUACCUGCGAUGGCACUGGAACAGUCUCCGAAAUCAACCUCUCCAAUGCAAACAUGUCUGGUUCCAUCGCCCAAUUCAACUUCACUCCAUUUGCCAAUCUCACGCGCCUUGGCCUCAUCAAUAGCAGUAUGGAAGGGCCAAUACCGUCCGCAAUUGGUACUCUGUCCAAACUCCUCGUCUUGGACUUAAGCAACAAUUCUUUUGAAGGAAACAUACCAUCGGAGAUAGGUCGUCUAACGGAGCUUCAAUAUCUGAGUCUAUUCAACAACAAUCUCAAUGGUACCAUCCCUUCUCAAGUUAGCAAUCUCCAAAAAGUAAGGCACCUCGACCUUGGAUUCAACUAUUUUGUUUCUAUUGACUGGUCGGAUUUCUUGGUCAUGCCUUUGUUGACACACCUAGGCUUAGAUUACAAUGAGCUUGAAUCGGAAUUCCCACAAUUUAUACUCAACUGCCGUAAUCUUACAUUCCUAGACUUGUCACUGAAUAAGUUGACUGGUCCAAUACCGGAAUCAUUGUACACCAACCUGAGCAAGCUUGAGUAUCUUAAUCUCACUAACAAUGUCUUUGAAGGACCAUUGUCAUCGAACAUUUCCAAGCUUUCCCAACUCAUAGAUCUCCGACUGGGAACCAACCAGUUAACCGGUUUAAUUCCUGAGACUAUAGGAACCAUGUCUAAUCUUGAAACUGUUGAGUUGCUUGAGAAUUCGUUUGAAGGGAAUAUUCCAUCUUCUUUAAGCCAACUAAAAAAGCUGAAGAGACUUGACCUCCGCUCGAAUGGUUUAAAUGCUACAAUCCCAUCCGAGCUUGGUUCCUGUACUAAUCUUACCUUUUUGGCUUUAGCCAGGAAUCAAAUGAGUGGGAGGUUGCCUAUGUCCUUGUCACAACUCACAAAAAUAAUUGAGUUGGGUUUAUCUGAAAAUUUUUUUGUUGGUCAGAUCCCACCAUCUCUCAUUUCUAAUUGGACCAACUUGAUCUCUUUGCAACUUCAAAACAAUUUAUUCACGGGAAAGAUUCCACCAGAAAUUGGCCUAUUGUCAAAGCUCCAGAUCCUCUUUCUCUAUAACAAUACACUCUCAGGCUCAAUUCCUUCAGAGAUUGGGAACUUGAAGUCCAUGCUUAUUCUCGACCUUUCAGGAAAUCGGCUAUCGGGUCCAAUUCCUCUUAGUAUAUGGAGUCUUUCAAACCUUACAGCUUUACAGCUUUUCUAUAAUGAGCUUAACGGCACAAUUCCACCAGAGGUUGGAAACAUGACCUCCUUGGAGUCUCUUGAUCUCAACACAAACUUCUUGGAUGGGGAAUUACCGGACAUAAUUUCUAACCUCACUAACCUGAAAGCUAUCUCCCUGUUCACCAAUAGCUUUUCAGGGAGCAUUCCUCGGGAUUUUGGGAAAUAUAGCCCUAAUUUGGUUUAUGUUAGCUUUUCGAACAAUAGCUUCUCUGGAGAAUUGCCCCCUGAAUUAUGCAGUGGCUUUGUUCUUCAAAAUCUCACGGUAAAUGGGAACAACUUCACAGGGUCAUUGCCAGCUUGCUUGAGGAAUUGUAGACGGCUAUUAAGAGUCCGGUUAGAUGGGAAUCAGUUUACGGGUAACAUCACCGAUGCAUUUGGGGUUCAGCCUUCUCUUGACUAUAUUUCUCUUAGUGACAAUCAAUUUAUUGGUGAAAUCUCUCCAGAUUGGGGAGAGUGCCAAAAUCUCACCAAUCUAGAAAUGGACAACAACAAAAUUUCUGGUGAAAUCCCUAUUGAGCUGGGGAAGUUGAGUCAGUUGGGUGUCCUAAACUUGGCGGCCAAUGAGUUGACAGGGGAUAUUCCUUUUGAAUUGGGAAAUUUGAGCAUGUUGUUCAACCUCAAUUUGAGCCAGAACCAUCUCAUAGGUGGGAUCCCUUUUAUUGUUGGCAACUUAGAGAGGUUAGAGUACCUUGAUUUGUCGAGGAACAAAUUGACAGGAGUAAUACCACAAGAUCUUGAGAAGUGUGAAAAAUUACUGAGCUUGAACUUGAGUCAUAACAAUUUAUCUGGUGAAAUUCCACGUGAGCUAGGUAGCUUCUCGGGUUUGCAGUACUUAUUAGAUCUUAGUAGCAAUUCACUCUCAGGCGCAAUCCCUCGAGACCUAGGGAAGCUUGCAUCAUUGGAGAUUCUUAAUGUUUCACAUAACCAUCUCUCUGGAAGAAUCCCAACUUUGUCCACCAUGAGUAGUCUUCGUUCAUUUGAUUUUUCCUACAAUGAGUUAACUGGCCCUAUCCCAAGGGAUAGAAUAUUCCAAAAUGCUUCUGGAAAUGCUUUUGCUGGAAACUCAGGUUUGUGUGGAGAUGUUGAAGGAUUGACUUCUUGCACUUUAAAUCUUCCAAAGAGCAAGCCCAGUAACAACAAGAUUCUUAUCGCUAUCAUUGUUCCUAUCUGUGGCAUAUUAAUUCUAGCAGCAAUAGCCGCUGGAGUGUUAAAAUAUCACCAGCAAAGCAAAUUCCUUGAUGAGGAGACUAAAGGUAGUAAAAGGACGGAUGUUUUUGAGUCAACCAUUUGGGAAAGAGAAGGAAAAUUCACAUUUGGUGACAUUGCAAAAGCCACAGAAGGCUUUAAUGAAAAGUACUGCAUCGGAAGAGGAGGAUUUGGGAGAGUUUAUAGAGCAGUGUUGCCCACAGGUCAAGUAGUUGCCGUUAAAAAACUCAAUUUGUCAGAUUCUAGUGACAUUCAAGCAACAAAUCGCAAGAGUUUUGAGAAUGAGAUUCAAAUGUUGACAGAAAUUAGGCAUCGAAAUAUCAUAAAGUUGUACGGGUAUUGUUCUAGAGAAGGGUGCAUGUACUUGGUCUAUGAAUAUGUGGAAAGAGGUAGUUUGGGAAAUGUAUUGUAUGGAGCACAAAGGGGAGUGGAGCUAGGAUGGGCUACAAGGGUGAAAAUUGUGCAAGGAUUAGCUCAUGCAAUUUCUUACUUGCAUCAUGAUUGCUCUCCACCUAUUAUACACCGAGACAUAUCUUUGAAUAACGUUCUUCUUGAGGAAGAAUUUGAGUCAAGACUCUCAGAUUUUGGCACUGCAAGGUUGUUGAAUCCAAAUUCAUCGAACUGGACCACAGUUGCAGGGUCUUAUGGGUACAUGGCACCAGAGCUUGCACUCACAAUGCAGAUCACAGCUAAAUGUGAUGUUUACAGCUUUGGAGUAGUGGCAUUAGAGAUUAUGAUGGGAAAACACCCAGGCGAGCUCUUGAAUUCCUUGUCAUCGGUGACUUUGUUAUCCAACAAUAAGGAAUUGCUUUUGAAGGAUCUGUUAGACCAACGGCUUCCACCUCCUACGGCCGAAAUAGCAGAGGAGGUUGUAUUUGUUGUCACCAUGGGCCUAGCAUGCACACGGUCUAAAUCGGAGGCACGACCGACCAUGCGUUUUGUGGCUCAAGAAUUAUCAGCAAGAACGCAAGCUUGCUUGGCCGAGCCACUGGGAACAAUAACUAUUAGCAAGCUAACUAGCUUUCAGAAAUAGAACAAGAUUGAAAUAAUAGAGUGUUAUGUAUUGCAGCCCACAUAACCGAUAAAAAGAUGGGAUUUCCAAUGAUCAAAAGGUCAUUGGCUACAAAGCAAUCCGGGUUGAGGACCAAUGUUCCCUAACUGUACAUUUUCUCCAUACUUCAUCUACCAAUAACGGAAUUGCAAAAGCAAUAUUCAACAUUUUUGUGCAUAACCCCUUUUCUUUUUCUAUUGUGGAAACUUUAGUCUUUGUAGCUUUCUGAGUGGAAUACAUAUUAAAGAAUAGAUGGUGAUUGGUGGGGUAAGAGUUAGUAUCACCUUUGUUAUUAUUAUUUUAUUUCUGUGGUAUGAAAUUGACUUUUUAA